AUGGUUGCAGUUCAAAACAAACUGGCAAUGCAAGCUGGCCGCAUGUCAUUCAUCUCAUCUCUUUCUGCGGCUGCAGAAGCCGGGGUGUUCGAGACCCUACCACUGUCUGCUGUAACCGCCAAACUCAGACUUCUCAACACAUAUUGGAAGAAAUUCGAAGCUGACCAUGAGAAGUUGCCCUCGUCAAAAUCGGACGUCACUGUGGAGCACAAAUACUUCACUGACGGGUCCUUUGAGACCACUCUCCAACAGUAUCAGGCAGCUUCAGACGGCCUCCACACCCGCAUUGCGGAUAUUGAAGCAAAAUUACCAUCUCACGGCAGCGAUCUGGCUAACUCAAGCCUCAUCUCAUCACCUCACCAUCGUACGGCUUUGCCAACCAUCACCGUACCAAAAUUCUCCGGCAACUAUCAGGACUGGAGACACUUUCAUGAUUUAUUUGUCUCACUAAUUGGUGAAAAUCCAAAUCUCACCAACGUUAAAAAGAUGCACUACCUCAAUUCAUGUUUGGUUGGUGAAGCAGCUCGUCUCACCUCAAAUAUCAGCAUCACUGCAGAGUCGUUUGAAUCGGCCUGGAACACGAUCGUCAACCAGUACGAGAACAAACGGCUCCUCAUCUCAACUCAACUGGACAAACUUUUCAGUCUCUGUGCAGCUGAGUCAUCAUCAGCCAAGCAUCUCAAGGCAGUUUUGGGCACUGCUAUUGAAGCCAUUGAUGCCUUGAAAGCACUGAAAUCGCCAACCGACCAGUGGGAUCAGAUCCUUGUACAUCUCGUCUCACAUAAAUCAGAUCUGGCAACCUUGGAGGCAUGGGAAGUCAGUGUGGGGGCUACAACGGAGUUUCCCACCUUCGCAGAGCUCCGAACCUUCCUCCAAGGUCGCAUUCGAGCCAGAGAAGCUAUGGAGUGUGGUGUUUCUCCACGAAAACCACAAACCUUCAAAUCAUCAUCUCAAACCAAGCCACCGCCUGCAGCACGGGUACACAACCUACAACAGGCGAAGACGGAGACGUUCAACAUCUCACCAUCAUCAUCUCAAUCAAAGGCACCCGCUAAUCAGGUCCCACCGUCAGAGAGUAAGCAGUGCAAGUUAUGCUCACAGGGACAUUUUGUUGUGUACUGUCCCCAGUUCUGCGCUUACUCUCCUGACAAGAGACAUCAGUGGGCAACCCAGCGAUACCUCUGCAUCAAUUGUCUUGGGUCCCACAACAUCGCACAGUGCCACAACCCCAAGACUUGUGCAUACUGUCAAGAACAGCAUCAUUCCAUGCUACAUGAUGGCGAAGCAUCAUCAGAAGCUGAUGCAACUCAUCUCAAACGCUUGACAACCAGUUCUCACCUCACCUCAAGUUCAACAAAAGUUGACAUCAAUGAUGUCAAGUUCUUAUCUCAAUCAGCAGCACUCAACUCAGUACAAAUAAACCACUCGCAUGACAUCUCAAGAGCAAUAUCACGACCCAGUGUCUUACUGGCCACUGCCAAGGCCAUUCUCAACUACGCAGAUGAUAAUCAUCAAAUUGUCCACCUUCUCAUCGACCCUGGGUCAGAACUAACUCUCAUAUCACGGACAAUAAGCAAUAAUUGUCAACUUGACAUCAUUUCAUCUCAAAUCCCAAUUGUUGGAGUCGGCAGUGUAUCAUCCGGAAGUACAUCUGGAGCUGUAAACAUCUCUCUCACCUCACUCCACUCUGAUGAUAGUGUUAUCAUCUCUGCACAUAUUCUCAAUAAACUUACAGCUGAGCUUCCAGCUGUUUCAAUCAAGAAACAUUCGUGGAAUCAUCUCAACAAUCUGCAAUUAGCUGAUCCAGACUAUUUCAAGUCUGAUAAAAUUGAUCUACUUAUCGGCGCAGAUUGUUAUGGGCAAAUUAUCAAACCUGGAGUUCAAACUGGUUCACUUGGUGAUCCAGUUGCUAUCAAAACAAUUUUUGGCUGGUCCAUACUUGGUCCAGUAUCAUCUCAAUCACAACAAUCACCUAGCAGAUCUGACCAUAUCAUCUCUAAUGAUCAACUUCAUGAAUCAAUCAUCAAGUUUUGGCAACUGGAAGAAGUUCCAUCACAUCUCAACGAGUCUCUCACGGUAGAAGAAGCUGAAUGUGAGUCUCACUUUCAAUCAACUCACUCUCGUGAUCACACUGGUAGAUACACCGUGCGAUUACCAUUUAAAUCAUCUCAGCAGCUUGGACAUUCAAUACACAUUGCCAUCAAGUGUCUAAAUCGACUAAUAAAAAACGUCUCACAAAAGUCUGAGUUCAAUCAUCUCUACAAGGAUUUUCUCACGGAGUAUGAGGCCAUGGGUCACAUGCAAAAGGUCCCAGAUUCAUAUCAAUCAUCUCACAUCACCUACUAUCUACCUCAUCACGGUGUUCUUCGUGAAGAAAGUACAACAACUAAGCUGAGAGUUGUUUUCAACGGCUCCAGUAACACAACCUCAGGCAUCUCACUCAAUGACACACUUCACACGGGUCCAAAACUGCAGUCUGACAUUUUUGAUGUCUUACUGUAUGUCAGAAGACACCAAUUCAUCUUCACCACGGACAUCACAAAGAUGUUCCGUCAAAUCAAUGUUCAUCCAGAUGAUUGGGACUAUCAACGGAUCCUCUGGGUAGAUGAUGACAAUCAACCUCAAUUAUAUCAUCUCACCACCGUUACAUACGGCACGCGUCCAGCACCAUACCUUGCUGGCCGUGUUCUCAAACAGCUGAUCAUCGAUGAAGGAGAUAAGUAUCUACUAGCUGUCGAACCUUUUGAAAAAGGCAGUUACGUGGAUGAUAUCUGCCGAGGCGCUGAUAACGUCAAUCAUCUCAACAACAUCGCAUCUCAAGUGGAAGCAAUAUGUUUUGCUGGUUGUUUUCCACUAGCCAAGUGGAAAAGCAACCAUCCUCAGUUCAGCAAAUUGUCAUCAUCUAACAUCUCAAAUUCACACGAGUUCAAUGAAUCUACAUCCAAAAUUCUUGGACUUUCGUGGAAGUGUCAACCAGAUCACCUCACAUUUACUGGUCAUACACCUCAAAAGGCUGCCAUCACCAAAAGAUAA
This is a messenger RNA of Microplitis mediator, 3033 nucleotides long. RefSeq lists its product as uncharacterized. Bases 1 to 3033 code for a protein of 1010 amino acids. The transcript is spliced from 3 exons. The record is from RefSeq and is a predicted model, not a curated record. NCBI's taxonomy places the organism in Eukaryota, Metazoa, Arthropoda, Insecta, Hymenoptera, Braconidae.